AGUAUACUCGCGCGUGGAUUCUGCGUAUGUGGUUGUUGUUGAAGUGUCGUAGCUAUCGACUUGCGAAGAUAGCUUUGCGAUCAACAACCCACCAGAAGACCAUCUUUAAGAGCACUGAAAUGGGAUUUCGUGUUUAAGUCCUUACACUUUUUCACUUCGUGCUUAUUGGAUUUUGUUUCCUGUACUAUAGUCCGUUUGAAUAUUUAAAAAAAAGACAACUGCAGUAGUAAUGGGCUCUUCCAAGAAGCACAAGGAAAAGGGACGAGAAAGGGAUGCCGAGGAUAGGCACCGGGAACACAAAAAGCACCGCCACAAAGACCGGGAGAGGGAGAAGGAGCGGGAGGGGAACCGUGAUCGCGAAAAAAGAAAACGCUCCCGGUCCAGGGAACGGCCCAGCCGGGGAACGGAGAAAGACAAGGAAAAGGAGAGCCGCAGUAAGGGGGAAAGAAGUGGCGUCGAGCCGCGACUGAAGAAGGAGAGGAGUGACCCUGGAAACGAUGACAGUGCAUUCAUUGGGAGUAAAUCUGCAGCAGGAGACGCAUCACUCAGCAUCGAGGAGACUAAUAAGCUGAGGGCCAAGUUGGGUCUGAAACCGCUGGACCUCAAUGAAUCCAAGAAAGAGGUGGGCACUAAGGAGGAUCCCAUGGUGGCCGAGGUGAUCAACCCUGCCCAGAUCAAGCAGCAGAGCGAGAUUAGGGAGAAGCUGGCAGCUGUGAAGGAGAAGCGGCUUCUCAACCAGAAGCUGGGUAAAGUGAAGACGCUCGCUGAGGAUGACCCGUGGCUGGAUGACACGGCCGCCUGGGUGGAGAGGAGCCGCACGCUCGCCAAGGAGAAGGAGCUGGCAGAGAAGAGGGCAAAACUGCUGGAGGAAAUGGAUGAGGAGUUUGGGGUGAGCACCUUGGUGGAGCAAGAGUUUAAGGAUAGCAAGAAGGAGUCUUACAGCGCCCACGAUCUGAAGGGUCUCACUGUCCAGCACAAGAUGGAGUCUUUCAAGGAGGGAGAGACACUCAUCCUCACGCUGGAAGACAAAGGUGUUCUGGAGGAGAAGGAAGACGUGCUGGUCAACGUGGGGCUGGUGGACAGGGAGAAAGCGGAGAAGAACGUGGAGCUUAAGAAGAAGAAGCCUGAAUAUAAACCCUACGAGGAGGAGGAGAGCGUGGACGACAUGGUCACGUUCAAGUCCCACUCCGUGCUGUCCAAGUACGACGAAGAGAUCGAGGGGGAGAAGAAGAAAGGCUUCCGGCUGAGUGCGGGCGGCCACGCCGACAGUGAGCGCGAGCGGGAGCUGCAGGCCAUCCGGGAGACGCUGCGCAAUCAGGCGCAGUCACUGCAGCUGCCCGCGUUAACCAUUGCCUCGGAGUUCUACACGCCACAGGAGAUGGCCACCUUCAAGAAGACCAAACGGAGGGUGAAGGUCAGGAAAAAGGAAAAGCCACUGAGGACUGAGGAGCUCCUGACGGACGACACGCGCAGCACUGACUUUGGCUCCAGGACGCGCGGGCGGGGGCGCCGGCAGGUGGAGGAAGAGACACUGGAGGCCUCCGAGGAGAAUGUGGACGCUGUGGCGGACGGGCGGAGUGACGUGCUGCAGAAGUCUGACGACACCCGCUUGGAGGACAUGGACAUCAGCGAGGACGAGGAUUUCGGGGCCCCGAGAGGCACAGUCACCCUGGAGGAGGACGAGGCCGAGUUGGAGCUGCAGAAACAGCUGGAGAAGCAGAGGCGGUUGAAGCAGAAUCAGCUCAUGCAGGACUCCGGGGAGAAGGUGGCAGAGCAGGUGAAGCAGCUACAGGGGGCAGCAGAGGGAGAGGAAGAGGACCCAGAGCAGAAGAGCAACAUCGUCUUCAACGCCACCUCGGAGUUCUGCCGCACGCUGGGCGACAUCCCCACCUACGGGCUGUCGGGGAACCGCGAGGACCGCGAGGAGAUCAUGGACUUCGAGCAGGAGGAGGAGAGGGAGGGGGGCGGCGGCUCAGAGUCGGAGAUGGACGAAAACGUGGGCUGGAGCAUGGUGAACCUGGACGAGGAGCAGCAGCAGCCUGAUUUCUCCACAGCUUCCACCACUAUUCUUGAUGAAGAGCCAAUCAUCAACUCGGGCCUGUCUGCUGCUUUGUUGCUAUGCAAGAACAAGGGUCUCUUGGAUACCCAGAUGCAGAAAGUGGCCCGGGUUCGAGCACCAAAACCUGUCCUGCAUAAUGAGAACUACUGCAUUGAGGACAAGAUGAUCAUCGACGAUAAAUACAGCCGGAGAGAGGAGUACAGGGGUUUCACCCAGGAGUUUAAGGAGAAGGAGAGCUACAAGCCCGACGUCAAGAUAGAGUAUGUUGACGAAUCUGGCCGCAAGCUCACGCCCAAGGAGGCUUUCCGCCAGCUCUCUCAUCGUUUCCAUGGCAAGGGCUCUGGCAAGAUGAAGACUGAGAAGAGGAUGAAGAAGCUGGAGGAGGAAGCGCUGCUGAAGAAGAUGAGCAGCAGCGACACCCCGCUGGGCACCGUAGCUCUGUUGCAGGAGAAGCAGAAGUCGCAGAAGACGCCCUACAUCGUGCUGAGCGGCAGCGGGAAGAGCAUGAAUGCAAACACCAUCACCAAAUGAACACGGGGACCAGAGAGAAAUGUGUGCGCAAAACACCCACUUUUAAGUUUUUCUGUUAUUAAUAAAACAACAUUGGAGACACCAUUA
This is a messenger RNA of Brienomyrus brachyistius, 2677 nucleotides long. It is a transcript of the gene sart1, whose product is annotated as spliceosome associated factor 1, recruiter of U4/U6.U5 tri-snRNP. Gene Ontology annotation, cellular component: U4/U6 x U5 tri-snRNP complex. Bases 230 to 2590 code for a protein of 786 amino acids. NCBI's taxonomy places the organism in Eukaryota, Metazoa, Chordata, Actinopteri, Osteoglossiformes, Mormyridae. The record is from RefSeq and is a predicted model, not a curated record. The transcript is spliced from 20 exons. Gene Ontology annotation, biological process: mRNA cis splicing, via spliceosome; maturation of 5S rRNA.